Exophiala oligosperma is the source of this 5680-nucleotide messenger RNA. RefSeq lists its product as uncharacterized. Lineage: Eukaryota; Fungi; Ascomycota; Eurotiomycetes; Chaetothyriales; Herpotrichiellaceae. Gene Ontology annotation, cellular component: Scc2-Scc4 cohesin loading complex. The record is from RefSeq and is a predicted model, not a curated record. The coding region runs from base 164 to 5422 and encodes 1752 amino acids. The transcript has 3 exons. Gene Ontology annotation, biological process: establishment of mitotic sister chromatid cohesion; establishment of protein localization to chromatin; regulation of gene expression. Gene Ontology annotation, molecular function: chromatin binding.
CAGAUGCUGCACGUUCUUUCCUACUUACACAUGCGCAUUUACAAACAUGGUCUUAGCGUCUACUGGACCGCUGAAUUUCAUGUCGUCCCUGUGCAUGCCCACCUAAGAUACCCUCUCAGCCUCAUCGGCGCAGUCACCCCGGAUUGCGGGACGAUCGAAUACGAUGGUAAUCAACGAUACUAUUGAGGUUGUCAUACCUCGGAAAACAUCAAGCGGAGCCAAAUCAAGGCAGGUCACUGUGGACGAGGCGAUACAGUAUACCCCAAUGACGACCUCAAUCCUGCCUGUGCAUGAUCGCAUCCCCAUACCACAAUUGCGUAGUAUACAAGAUGCCAGGCUCACGAACUCUACCGAAAGGGCGUCUGCAUAUCGAAGCGAUCUAUACAGUUCUAAGGCGAAGGAACGCCUGGCUGCGCUAUUAGACCCCUCGCGACUGUCAGAAGUAAAAUUCAAACGUCCUCCAAUCAACAAUGAUACUUCACAUGAGUCUCACUUGAACCCCGUUCAGAAGAUGGUCCUGGAUUUAACCAAAGUUGACUACACCUAUCCAACUCCCGACCCUGCUCGACCACCGCCUAAGAAAUCUACACCUAAGAAAACUCCUUCUAAUUCGAUGCAUUCCGGCUUUACCGUCGAUAUUCCACAACCGCCUUCAUCUUUCCGACGACAGGAAUAUGCGGAGAUUCCUGUAUCGCCAAAGAGACGCAAAUUGGGUGAUCCUCAGAUGAAUGGGAAGGUCGCUCUCGCUGCGAAGUCUAAGAAAGAGAAAGAGGAUUUGCUUUUGAACAAUUUCGAGAAUGUGCUGUCUGAGAUCUUCGAGGCUCAGGAUCGACUCGCUCCAGAUACAUCUGCAGUUCCAGCAGCCAGAAGUGCAAUAUUUGAAGUGCCUCACGAGGAUGACGAUGAUGCAGAGCCUCGGCUUUCACUCAAGACCCAAGAUCAACUGCAGACGAUGCUGAAUCAACUAGUUAUUGCAAACAGGCUGACCGAUGCUCCUCUGGAGUAUGUGCAGCGACUCCAGCGAAUCUGCGAACCCGCGGUUGAAGCAGCGCAGACAACCAAUCUAAGAUUAUCUCAAGAACCCUCAGAGGAUGAUAUUCUAUCGUGGUUGGCCAAACUCAAUCAGGAGGAGAUUGGUGCCAUGUCUGCAUGCACGUUGAUCUACACAGUUUUAGGUGCUUCUCAGAAUCAGGAUCUUGUGAAUUUGGAGGCUCUACAGUGGUUGCCGAAUGUGCUUGUCAACCUCUUCGAAAAUUGUUUGAUUCCAAUUGUGGAGGCUCGACCAGAUGGGCAUGACGGCAGGCUGUUUAGGGUUGCCUCAGAAAACAGCGAACUCUUGAGGAGGCUCCUCGAUUUCGGUAGAAAACUUCUUGAUCUCGCCGCAAAGGUGUGUAUUCAGGUCAAGGGGGCUGGAUCGAUCGUCAAUUCAACAGAAUUCCUCGCGGCAAAACUUCUGUUCGUACAGAACGCAUACAAUGAUAAACUUUCAGCACUCGGUUCCCAAGCAUAUGAACGAUCACGAAAGCAAGCUAUGGCAGUCCUCGCCAAGCUCUACGCCGCCUUUCCCGCAGAAAGGGGACCGAUUCUUGAUGAAGUUUUGACGUCUUUAGACAAGCUCCCAUCCAAUAGCCGAAGUGCAAGACAGUACAAAGUGGGAAGUGGCAAAAACAUCCAGCUCAUUUCGGCUUUGUUUAUGCUACUCGUCCAAACCCCGACGAUGCAAUCACGAAAGGCUGCAGCCCACAAGCAGCGUCGUCCACGGCGUGAUUUGUCACGAAACCCAGAGAGCUCAGAUGAGGAAGCCGAAGAAGACGACAUGGAAGUCGACUCUACUGUCUCUGAUCAGUCAGACCACGAUCCAAUCUCGAAGCUCGGCCGCGUUGCAGACAAUCUGUUCGAGGAUGCUUUGAAAAGUGCGCAGCAAAUUGUCGGCUGGAUGGUUGACAAAGCUUCAAAGGUCACCAAGUCUGGAGAUUCGCCAUAUCGUAACAUCCUCGAUUUGUUUGUCGAAGAUUUGACCAUAGUGCUUCCAUCGACAGAUUGGCCGGCAUCAGAGUUGCUGCUGACCGUCUUGGCUAUGCACAUGAUUUCUCUGGCAAAAAAAGACAAGGCUGCUUCUAUCAAGAAUAUGGCGCUCGAGUGUCUUGGAGUUAUGGGCUCCGCGAUUUCUGUUACAAGAGCAUCAGCCCGAAGCCUUCUGUCGGCCAUCUCUCGAGAUGGAGACACGGGAGCCGCCAUUGGACAGGAUCUCGCGAACCUGAUUAAGGAUAGGGCACAUUUUGGCAUUGAUCCAGAAGAGCUCAUAUCACCCGAAGGGCCAUUCUCAAUCGUAUACUCCUAUAUGAGCUCUCAGAAAGGUGAAGGUCUCAGGACCAAAUCUGCGACAGCGUACUUUCUGGUACAAUAUGCCACUUUCAUAUCGAGAACAUUACGAGGGCCCAGGGGUGCUGCACAUGAUCCCGCCUUGGAGUCGUCGCUGGCGAACAUGAUAUCUAUCGUCACACACCAGCUUUCUGCACCCGAUGAGUUUCAUGAGGCACCAGAUAGCUUUCUAAAUGUCAAACAUCAGGAAGCACAGUUGGCGUACCUGCUUACGAUCCUAAACAUGCGCUUUUGUCGGCAAUUCGCUAGUAUCGCCAAAACGUUAGCCUCGUCUCUUUCGAGUGAUCAGGCUCAAGUGCGAAGCCGCAGUUUGAAGAGUGUGGUUACAAUUCUCGAAACGGACUCAAGCUUGUUAGACUGGGAUCCCACGAUCGCCGACGACGUGUUCAAGUGUGCCUCUGAUGAUUCUUCCCUGGUACGCGAUUCAGCACUGUCUCUCAUUGCUAGAUUCAUCAUGCCUCAACCGACGCUCGAAGAGAAGGCGUUCAAACGACUCCUGAGAUGUGCUGGAGACGCCAAUGUUGGUGUGCAGAAACGUGCGAUAGGCCAUCUGAAAGAUGUCUUUCUGAGGGAAACGAGAGAGAGUAUGAAGGUCACAAUUGCCAUUGAGUUUCUUCGACGCACUGCAGACCAGGAAGCUUCAGUAGCCGACCUUGCGCGGAAGACCUUAUCGGAGAUCUGGGUCCAACCCAAUUCGACUCUCCUGGCUAAAUCACCUGAGUCUGCCCACGUCGAAGUCACGCUGGAAAGACUCAAAGCCCAUAUUGUCGCUUGUGUUAACAGUGAUAUUGAGGGCAUGGCGGCAUUAUUGAAGAAAUUCUUGGUAGGGUGCCUCAAAGAUUCUAAAGACCUUGAGCAAGUGCACAACUUGUACGCCUAUCUAGUCAAAAAGCUGCUAGACUCGGCGAAUGGAAGCGAUGCGGGCCCGGCCGAGUUGACAACACUGGUGUCUUUCGCAGAGGCACGCCCACAAACAGUCGUUCCCAGUGACCUGACAAGCUUGAAAAGCUAUCUGAAGGACCUUUCCAGCGAGGACAUUCUAAAGUUUAAAUCGGUUGUUGCCAUAUUUCGCAGCGUUUUACCAAACUUGUCGAAGACUCAGGAAGUCUUGUUGUCAGAGGUGCAACUUUACCUUCUGAAAUCGACUCCGAAGCUAUCUCGUCGGCAAGAUUUAGAACAAGUUAUGUUCUGUCUCCAGAGUAUCGAUGGGGUAUUGCUCAACACCUUUAAGAUCGUCACGUUCAUCAAAUCGAUCAUGCUGAACGUCUUCCAACCCAACAUUGCCGAACAGAUGAAAGAGAGGCUCCUCAAGGAAAACAAGUUACAAGAGCUCGAAAGCAGAAAACGCAAUGUAAGAGCUAGCUCGUUACGACUUGCUGGCGUGGUCGCAAAGUAUUUUGACUUUGAGCGCUACCGCAAUUCUUUCCAAAAGGACUUCCCACCAGGUCGGAAAGACAUCCCAGCAUUUACGGCCGGAUCAUCAGUUGUGGGGUUUAUUGCCGAUAGUGUGGUACCAUACACCCUGCAGAAGGAGCCGGUUGAGAUUCGGCUGAGGGCGUUAGAAAGCUUGGGCUUGAUAUGCCAAGCUUGGCCAGGACAAUUCAACAAGAAACACGUUCGAGAAACAUUUUUCCAGGUCCUAGAAGGAACUUCUUUCUCUUCUAUGAAAGAUGACGAUAUUAUCAAGAUGCAGGUCAUGGUUCUUACGGCGUUUGAGGAGUUGUAUGCCAAGAGAGCCAGUGAGAAAGAGGAGACUGCCAAAACCGAAAGCAAUGGUGAAGUACAGGCACUCAAAAGCAUUGGUGGCAGCAGCAAAGCUCGUGAAGAUGAUUCAGCAAUUUCGAUCAUCACGAAUCCUCUUGUCGACCACCUGCUUCGCAUGGUCAUGGCCGAGACAGGUGAAAAGGCACUGCUCGCAGCUAAGACCCUGGCAAGCAUCGACCACCAGGGCAUGACCCAUCCGAAACAGACCACGGCAGCUUUCGUCGCUUUGGAGACAAGUCUUGACUCGAGGGUUUCUCUAGUCGCCAGGGCCGCGCAUGAACAUCUCCACCAACAGCAUGAGUCCGUGUGCGAACGAGAGUAUAUCAAUGCCGUAUUUGAAGCAUUCCGAUAUCAGAACGAGGUAUUUCAGGAUCCACACGGAGCAGUCGUCCCCGGCUACAAGGCAAAGCUUUCCCAAGCUUUCACCAUCAUCAGUAGCAGCGGAUCCAAGUAUGUCAAGAAGUUCCUCAGCAGCUUGAUAUCAAAAUUGAACACCGAGUAUUCCAAAUUGAGUGUCGAAGAGGGCGUGGUGCCAGAGCAUGUACUCUUUGUUCUCUUCGUGACCCAGAACCUUGCGUUUUUGGAGUACAAGAAGAUGGAUGAAUUGUUACAUACGGUCUUGCAACUGGAGUUGGCUUUUGGCAAGAAUGGGGGUGAACUUGCUCAAGCUAUUGAAGCCAACCUUCAACCUGUUCUGGCCCCUCGGGUGGUCGAUGGAGAGUUGGCAGACGGAGUUCAGCCCGAGCAAAUGGCUUUCAUGCCUCCUAUCGAUCCAGUGGUCCUGAAGAGAUUGGCGACAGCUGCCUGCGCAGUGACACUGAUAUCGGAAGCGAGAAAUUAUCUGAAGAGACAAUACGGCGUCUCUCGAGAUGUGAAGAUGGCAAUGAUGCAAAAUAAGCAGACCAAAGAAUCCACGAAGGAACCCGUCAAGGUGCAUGGCAUCACUGGCGAGAGAUAUUGGACGGCUACUACAUCGGUUUUGAAAUCCCUCGACAGCACCGAUACCAUGAUACAACGGUGUCGAGAUUUUGUGACACUUGUGGCAGUGGAUGAUGAAGUGAAGAUCGCCGAGGAGGAAGAGGAGCUCUCAAUGAUGGCCACCCUACCUGAGCAGUCCAUGGCAGCCCCUCGAGGUCGGAAGCGGAAGAGUGUUAAUGGAUCGGUGGGUGGGACACCAAAGAAAGCUCGAGGCCGGCAACCCAAGGGGCCCAGUUCGCGGCGGUCAUCGAGUAUCUCCUCGCUGGAUGACGACCCUGACGGCGAAUUUGCCGGUUGAGAUGUUGACUCUGGGAUUUGGACAUGGCGUUUGGAUGGUUGAAAACUACACUACGGGAAGGUCUCAAAAGAUAGAUUUAAUGACGGGAUGAUUGGGGAAGAUACAACGAUGCUUCAAGUGUUUUUGGGGAAGGAGAAAUCUCCGUCUAAAUACUCUUCGAGGUCGAGAGGUUUAGUCGUGGCUGUGAUACAGUGAUACAAAGAUACCCAAUAUAGUUAUUGACCGGCCGUGGAGGUAGAUUUAUGGCCAUAGAAAAUC